Messenger RNA from Suillus subaureus, 1017 nucleotides. RefSeq names its product concanavalin A-like lectin/glucanase domain-containing protein. Gene Ontology annotation, biological process: endoplasmic reticulum organization; endoplasmic reticulum to Golgi vesicle-mediated transport; Golgi organization. The coding region runs from base 1 to 1017 and encodes 338 amino acids. Lineage: Eukaryota; Fungi; Basidiomycota; Agaricomycetes; Boletales; Suillaceae. The transcript is spliced from 8 exons. Gene Ontology annotation, cellular component: Golgi membrane; endoplasmic reticulum-Golgi intermediate compartment; COPII-coated ER to Golgi transport vesicle. Gene Ontology annotation, molecular function: D-mannose binding. The record is from RefSeq and is a predicted model, not a curated record.
AUGCGCCACUUUUCCGUGUGCUAUCUUGCAUAUCUACUUUUUGCAAGCCUACCAUGCGUUUUCGGUAAAGCGGACACGACAGUAAACAACAAAACGAUUGACCGAACCAUACAGCUUCGCACACAUUCAAUAUUUCCUCCAUACAUUGAUCAAGACCUACAAAAUCGUUGGUGGGAUUUCGGUGCAGAUGCAUAUAUUGUGAGCCCAGGAUGGCUCUGGUCACGCAUGCCACUGACUGCUUCCAAUUUCAUUAUUGAGGUAGAAUUUAAAGUAAGCGGCAAUAUUUUGGUUGUUAGCGUGUCCAAACGUGUUGUUAGGUCACCGGUGAAUCAACGCACUUGUACGGAGACGGAAUGGCUAUCUGGCUCACAAAGGACCGAGCCUGAACCAGGCCCUGUCUUCGGCAGUAAAGAUAACUUCGAAGGGCUCGGUAUCCUUAUGGACACUUAUGCAAACUCCCGGCAUCCCUAUGGCUUUCCCCGCGUCAUGGCAAUGUUGGGGGAUGGCCAGACGCCCUACGACCAAGCGCAUGAUGGUGAGGCCAACAGCCUAGGCUCGUGUUCAGCCAAUUUCCGUCGUACAAACGUGAUCACGAAGCUCAAGAUCACUUACCUGAAGGAUACUUAUCUUGAUGUGCGGGAUAGCUGGUCUGACUGUUUCCGCAUCAAUGGCAUAAGUCUUCCCUCCGCUCCAUACAUCGGCAUCUCCGCAAUGACAGGCGAAGUAUUCGAUUCGCAUGAUGUCAUUUCCGUGACGACGUGGUCAGCAGUUCUAUCAGCCUCUGAUGCGCAGCGCAACAAAUUUGGCGGCGGCAGCGGGAAGGGUACGUUCUCGCGCAAGUCUGGAGCCGAGUCACGAGGUGGCUCAUGGCUCGGCUUCAUCUUCAAAUUGCUGCUCUUCGUGGCCAUCUGUGUGGGUGGUACGUAUGGGUAUAAAACCUACGCGCUUAAUAAGAGGAGGGGUUAUGGCGGUUCUGCAUUUGGGGGCUUGGGUUAUGAGAGCCGAAGGCGGUUCUAA